Messenger RNA from Triticum dicoccoides, 1394 nucleotides. Its product is annotated as two-component response regulator-like APRR1. Gene Ontology annotation, molecular function: DNA-binding transcription factor activity; protein binding. The coding region runs from base 639 to 1214 and encodes 191 amino acids. The record is from RefSeq and is a predicted model, not a curated record. Gene Ontology annotation, biological process: regulation of flower development. Gene Ontology annotation, cellular component: nucleus. Lineage: Eukaryota; Viridiplantae; Streptophyta; Magnoliopsida; Poales; Poaceae. The transcript is spliced from 2 exons.
UUUGUUGCUGUAUAGUCAUUUGCAAGUUGAGCACAGUGCAUGUGUAGGUGCUGAAAAGAAAGGCAUAUGGUUUUAUGGGUUUGAGUGGGAAGAGUAGGAGAUGGCCCCCAACUUGCUCAUGUCUCCAGUGCUGCCCUUAACCCACAUUCUUGCUAUAUUGAGUCGUGACUGCCAGCUUUUAUUUAUCCUGCUUGUGCCGUGUAUCCACAAUCGAUUGAGAUUCCCAAUGUCAGUAAAGUUGCAUGUAUUGGUGAUGGUGCAUCCUGCAUUGAGCUGGUCUGCGCGUAACAUGAGGGAGGUCAUGUAUGCUUGCCAGCUUGUUUUCGACGUAGCUUGUAUCUGCAUGUCUCCAGUAGUGUACUACCCACAUAUUGUUGUUCCAGGAAAGAUAGAAUCGUGUAUGUUUGCCACGACUUUAUAUCGUCACUGGAAUGGUCUCAUCGCACAAGGUAGUAGUAGGUCUUUUCAAAUCAGAGUUGACUUGCGUCUUAAGGACGCCAGACGUACAGAGCAAUAGCACUAGCUGUACAUACUGGCGCACACAUAUAUAGAGUGGUUGAUCUCCAUUCCGGUUACACCACCCAACGAAGAGUAGCCAGUAGACCGACAGCGCAGGCACGAGUCCAAGACAGUUGAUAAUGUAUCACUGGAGCACAUCGUCUUCUCCUUGUUAUAGCAACAGCGGCAGCGGUAGCAGCAAUGGUCCCUUGCUCCCCUCCAUGGCGUCCAGCAGCUACGGUGAUCUGCUGCUCCUACAAGAGCAGCAGCAGCAGCAGCAUCACUACUACUCCCAGUCGAUGCAACGUGUGAUGAGCGCCGGAGACCUCCAAGCUCUGCCGGGGCCGGGGCCGGCUCCGGUGGGGCGGUACAGCGCGGAGGAGCGGCGGGAGCGCAUCGAGAAGUACCGCACCAAGCGCAACCAACGCAACUUCCAGAAGAAGAUAACGUACGCUUGCCGGAAGACGCUCGCGGACAGCCGGCCGAGGGUGAAGGGCCGCUUCGCGCGCAACGUCGACGACGACGCAGCAGCAGAUCAGCCGGAAGAUGCGACGACGGCGGCGGUGGCGGCGGAUAUGUCUCUGGUCAACGACGCCAGCAGCAGCAGCAGCAGCAUGCCGCCGGAGUGGUGGCCGGCAAUGCAGGGCGCGCUGGCCGUGGAGGACGACGAGCUCAUCGCCUCCUACCUUGCCGUCUCCUCCAUCAACCUCUACUAGUAGCUAGCUAGCUGCUUAAUUACUCUCAUCGAUCUAUAUAGCUCAAUGAUCUAAUCGCUCUUAUAUAUUUUUUGAAGGGAGUACUUACUUAUCUAAUUUAUCAUCAAGUAUUAAGAAAAGACAAGUAUUUUCUUUUGGUUUCUCUCUCAACAAAGCUGGCUAUAUGUACUGGAACUGCCA